UUUUUUUUUUUCUUUUUUUUUUUUUUUUCGAGACGAUCGCGAGAAAAAAAAAACCCAUUCAAACACGACGAAAGGCACUCCGGUUUCGCUAGCAGAUGUUGGGGGCGGGACGAGAAAAUCCAAAAGAGAAACAAAAAGAAAUGCACGACUUGGAGAAUCAUAUCAGCGUUGGAGACUUGGAGUAUAAUAUGGACGGACAGGUGCUAGUGGACGGGGCAGGUUCUCUGUGUGUCUCGGCAGAAAUCAUGGGUCUCAACUUUUUACCGCUGCUCUCGCUUGCUCUGGGGCCGACUCUUGGAUUUAGUUAUUAUAGACGGGCCGGCUCAUUUUAAAUAUACUAGAUGGCCAUUC
Molecule: messenger RNA, 351 nt
Organism: Sodiomyces alkalinus F11
Lineage: Eukaryota; Fungi; Ascomycota; Sordariomycetes; Glomerellales; Plectosphaerellaceae
Exons: 1
Coding region: 141-332 (63 amino acids)
Source: RefSeq, a predicted model, not a curated record